AUGAACGCCCUUCUCCUACGUAACCUGGGAGGCCUGCGUCGCAGCAGCAGUCUGCAGUCCUUCGCCGAAUAUCGGCAGGCGGAGGCGCAGAACCCACAAAUGAGCAGUGUAACUUCAGAAGGAGCACUGCUCGAGUAUGAAACUCUUGAGCUGCGUAUUCAUCCUCCAAAUGUGGUCAUUGAUAACGAUACGUACGAUGACAUGACUGUUAUCACCAUCGACAGCGCAAAUCGGCCGGGGACGCUAAUUGAGGUGGUGCAGUGCCUCACGGAGCUGGGUCUCAGCAUCCGUUGUGCACGGAUCUCCUCUGACGGAGGCUGGUUCGUGGACGAGUUCUUCGUGACCGAGACCCCCAAGGGCAAGUUGCUCGACCCGCGCAAGAUCAACAUCAUUCGCAAGGUGCUCAGUGUGGAAUCGGACAGCUCUGCCAGCUACAAGGACAAGGACAUCUGUACGGUGUUCGAGUUGGCGGGUCGGGACCGGCACGGGCUGCUGGCGGCGGUGUUGCAGCUGCUGGUGGUGAACGGAUGCGAGGUGCUGUCGGCGGCGGUGUGGACCUUCCAUGACCGCGUGGCGCUGGUGAUCAGCGCGACGGAGCGCGGCGCGCCCGUGGUGGAUCCAGUGAAACUGGAUCGACUGGAACAGAUUCUGUACGACAUGUUGGGCAGCGGCGACGCGGUGGUGAACAGCGAGCUGGUGCGCGGACAAGUCCACCACGAGCGGCGUCUUCACCACCUGCUGCUGCUAGAGGAGCUGAAGGCAUGGGAGCAGCAGUACGUGGCCACGUCGACCACACCCACGCACGCCUCCUCGAAACGAAGCACGCAAAACGGCACGUUGCACCUCUCGCCGUCGCCGCCGCCGCCGCCGCAGGCGGCGGCGGCGGUGCCUGACGGCGGCGGUGGCGCCACCGCUGGCGUCAUGUUCGCUCGCGCGUCUGUCGGCCUUCCCGCUUCCACUGGCCCCAGCGCACCCACCUCAGGCCUGCCGUCGCGCGCGCCAAGUCCCUCGCCGAUGCUGUACGGGCAUCACGGUGGUGGCGGCGGCGCCGCCGCUGGCGUCCCGGGCCUGCACGCGGAGCACUCCGGCAGCGUCGGCAUGCCAUCGGCCGUUCCUGGCUACACCCCUGCCGGCUUCCCGCAAGCGGACGAGGGCGGUGCGGCAUGUCCGCAAGCAGCUGCACUGGGGGCCGCCGCCGCCGCCGGUGACCAUCUCGCUGACGGGGCUGGCGGCGGCGGCCCGUUUUCGGCGGCGGCGCCGGCAGGACCAUUUGAUCUGCCGCCUGGCGCCAUGGCACGGUGCGCGUCGACGGACGGCCCGCUGCCGCUCAUGGUUUCGGAGCCCAUGAUUGACGUGGGCCUUGACCUGCCUGCUGCCGUACAACUUAAGGAUCAAGUCUCGGCGCAAUUGCUGGACCGGCGGCGCUCCACAACGGGGCCGCCAGCGGACGUGCUCGGCGCUGCGGCGGCGAUGGCGGCAGCGGUGCCCUCCUCGCCCGCUCUCUACGCCAGUACGAACGGUAGCACUACGACGACGGCGGCGCCGCCGCCGCCGCUGCCGUCAGGUCGAAGCAUGGAGCGCAGCGUCAGUUCCAAUGCACUGCAGGGCUCGACGGCGACGAGCGGCGGUGGAGCUCCUCCUGCCGCCGCCGCCACCGCCGCCGCCCCGCCACAUCGUACAAUCAGUGGUAAAACGAUGACGGUCACCGGCGAUGAGGUGGUGACGGGGCAGCCGGCGUUAGCGCCGGCGCCGACGGCGACUGUGGCGACUGUCGGCGGCACCGACGGCGCCGCGCAUGAUCAAUUGGCGCAGCUGCGGCGGAGCGAAGUGCGCAUUCAGCAUUCGGCGCUGCUGAACUAUUGGCUAGUCACCAUUCAAUGCCGGGAUCGGAACAAGCUCUUUUUCGACACGGUGUGCACAUUGGCCGACAUGAAUUACGACAUCUACCACGCUACUAUUGACUCGGAGGGAGAUGCCGCCAGCCAGCUCUUCUACGUACGACCCCGGUACGGCGAGUGUAUCUGGGACGAGCGCCGCGCCGCCAAGCUGCGGUACAUGUUGGAGAGUGCCGUACAGCGUCGCUUCCCCCGUGGCACCAAGGUUUGUGUCCAGAGCUCCGACAGGUCGGCUUUGGUGAACCUGUUCUCGGCGUUGAGCAGCGCUGGGUUCUGGAUUACUCGCUUAGUGGGGCGUGUCAACGUGUCGGCCGGGGGUGCUUUGCCUCUUGCGUCGGCACCGUCAUCAACAGUAUCACCACCACCACCACCACCAGUGUCAACAGCACUGCAGUAG
Molecule: messenger RNA, 2292 nt
Organism: Volvox carteri f. nagariensis
Lineage: Eukaryota; Viridiplantae; Chlorophyta; Chlorophyceae; Chlamydomonadales; Volvocaceae
Exons: 10
Coding region: 1-2292 (763 amino acids)
Source: RefSeq, a predicted model, not a curated record